UUAUGUUGCGUUUCGUGAGACAGAAAAUACAGCACUUAACUACUCUCUACAGUGACACCGCCUUUAUGAUUUCAAUCACAACCAACCAAGUAAUUCCAUGAACAUGGCUGCGGAAGGUGAUUUCCUGAUGCGAUAUCGAGCAGUAUCCAAUAAAUUAAAAAAGCGAUUUCUUCGAAAGCCAAAUGUUGCUGAGGCAAGCGAACAGUUUGGUCAGUUGGCCAAAGAGCUCAAACAGCAGGACUGUCUGCAGUAUGCUGCAUUUUGUAACCUGGCCAUGGCAAGAUGUGAGCAGACGUUGUUCAAUGCCCCAGGGGAGGCGCUUGCUCUUACGGAGGCAGCCCGGCUGUUCCUGCUCUCCGAGCGGGAAAGCCGCGCACUCCGAGCCCCAGGCUUUGACGAACACCUUCAGGCUGCACUCAAUUGCUACAGCUUUGCUAUCAAGGUGUACAUAGAAAUGAACCAGCCUGUGAUGGCUGCUAGUCUCUCUCUAGAGCUGGGAAAUGCUCUGAAGGAGAUGAACAGACACGGAGAGGCCAUAGUUCACUACCAGCGGGCCGCGGAGCUGCAAGCACAGACCCCAGUUGAGUCUCUGCUUUCUCUUGGGGAAAUGGCCUCCUGCAAAAUUCUAACACGUGACUAUGACGGCGCACUAGCUGUUCUUACAGAGAUGCAGUACACGUGUCAGGAGAGGGGGCUGCAGCUGCCUGGUACCAACACACCUGUGGGGGCGUUUUUGGAUAUUGUGGCCAGAUGUGAGAUCUCCAGAGUGCUUCUCCUCAUGCUGUUAGAGCCUCCACCUCAGAAGUUGCUACCAGAACACGCUCAGACCCUGGAGAGGUACGCCUGGGAAUCCUUUGAUUCUCACAGCCAGGUGACUUUCCUGCCCGAGAAUGUCUUUUUACUUCUGCAGUCCGUGGUGAUGGCCUGCCAGGAGAAAGAUACAGAGUCUCUAAAAUCUCUACAGACUGAAUUGUGGCCCCUGCUGUCUGCAGAGCAGAACCACCUGCUGCAUCUGGUGGUUCAGGAGCGCAUCACUCCCUCAGGGCAAGGAAUUUAGUGUGUGCUCCUAUUGCCCCUCACCGCCCCCCUACACACACACACACACACACACACACACAGACACAUACACACACACUCAUACACACACACAGACACAUGCAACACACACACAGUCUCAGGCUCAUCAACUCUGUGCAUUCACAACAUGGAACAUAACUUUCUUUCAGUCUUUCAAAGUAUCACUAUGUGAGAGAAAGCCAAGUCAACGUAGAUCUUGUUUCAAAAUUUCAUCCACAUUGAUGUAUUUACAGGUAAUGACAUGAAAGGGUCUGACUGGUGUGGCUUUUGAAGACCAAGCCAGACAAAUCUGUUUAGGGGCUACUUGUUUUAAUUUUUCUCAGUGUACAGUGUUUUAUUUUAGCUGCCAGUUAACGAUAUAAACUGGCAUUAUGAUAUGAAAUUAUGUCAUCUGUAAUGUUGGACGUUAAGUUUAUUAAUAUAUUAUUUAAUUAAACUGUUGUAAGAAA
Conger conger (European conger) is the source of this 1526-nucleotide messenger RNA. It is a transcript of the gene f8a, whose product is annotated as coagulation factor VIII associated. The coding region runs from base 98 to 1057 and encodes 319 amino acids. Gene Ontology annotation, cellular component: early endosome. NCBI's taxonomy places the organism in Eukaryota, Metazoa, Chordata, Actinopteri, Anguilliformes, Congridae. Gene Ontology annotation, biological process: vesicle cytoskeletal trafficking. The transcript is spliced from 12 exons. The record is from RefSeq and is a predicted model, not a curated record. Gene Ontology annotation, molecular function: protein binding.